GACAGGGUUUGUACGUUAUUUUGUGAUUGUGAUCAUCGUGUUGCAUGCGCGGCAGUGGCUGUGGUGGUGGUCACGGCAGCAAUGGCAUACAGGAGAAGACACGGAAUAUCCAGAGCUUCCACCUUCAAGGAAGAGGUUCAUCCAGAUUAUGAUGAUGCCAAUGAUCCAACUCCUCUUCCAUCUUUGUCCUCUUCCUUUUCCUUCACUCCAUCUUCCUCUAAUUCCUCAUCCUCCCUUGCUGCUCAGGCCAUCAAAGCCUCUGCUGCUCGUCGUGAUCCCUCUCUUUCUUUUACUUUCGCCAAAUCUGAACAACAUGAUCAACAUCAGAGAUCCAAGAGCUUUGAGGCUUACGGCGAUGUUUCCAAGUCUGGUGUGUGGGGCGUCCUUGCUCAGAAAGCCAAAGAAAUUCUGGAGGACGAUAAGUCGUCAUCCCCACAACACAACGACGUCAUCAAUAUCAUGCCACCAGUUGUCGACAUAGACAAACUCAAAUCGCACUCUUUUAAUACCUUUGCUCCUCCUCCUCAGGAGAAUAAUAAGACAACAAGGCCAGAUCAGUCAAAUCAAACUGCAGCAGCAGGUACGUGGAAUCCAUGGCAGCCGCAACCAGCUGCACAAACAGGAGGAGGAGCCUCUCAAACUAUCCAUCAAACACAACUCAAGGCAUCUCGCGACGUGGCAAUGGCAACAGCUGCCAAAGCAAAAUUACUCCUGCGGGAGCUAAAGACCGUUAAAGCAGAUUUGGCUUUUUCAAAAGCACGUUGUGCUCAACUAGAAGAAGAAAACAAAAUGCUCCGGGACCGCCAGGGCACCGACAAGGGACAAAACGUUACCCGUGCAGACGAUGAUUUGAUCCGGCUUCAACUAGAGACACUUCUUGCUGAGAAGGGUCGAUUAGCUAGUGAGAACGAGGUAUAUGCUCGGGAGAAUCGUUUUCUACGGGAAAUUGUGGAGUACCAUCAGUUGACCAUGCAAGAUGUGGUGUAUCUUGAUGAAGGCAUGGAAGAAGUCACAGAACUUUAUCCCUUAGAUGCCACUGGCACUGCGGUGGUUCCUCGGUUAUCGCCAAAGUCCCCACGCUCGCCUUUAAGUCGAGGAGGCUCACAGACUAAAUCAUUUUUUUCUGUGCCACAAAUACAAGAAGAAGAAAAGAAUGUUACAUCAGAGUCGUCGUUAGAUGAGGCUCCUCCUAGUAUCAUCGAUUCUAAAGAUCAUCCGCAUGCAAAGUGAUAUAUAUCCUUAAUUAAUUUUAUACAUGUGUAGUUUGAUUUAGCCUUAGAUGGGUUUCUAGCUUACUCGUGAGAUACAUACACCAUAUAUAUAUAUAAUAUGCAUGCAUUAGUUAUUUAGUUUUGUCUUGUGUUCCCCCGAAACAAAAACAACACAUUUGUUAAUUGAUUUUGUAUCUCUAUAUAUGUAACUUGCCCGCCCAGGUUUUGGGUGCGUUUGGCAAUACAAAUUCUUCUUCUUUCUCUACUUUUUAUUAGCAACAUGAACAAAUUUUAUUACUACCAAGAGAAGAGUUUAACACUUACAUAAAAAAUUUGUUUAUUCA
Molecule: messenger RNA, 1555 nt
Organism: Glycine soja
Lineage: Eukaryota; Viridiplantae; Streptophyta; Magnoliopsida; Fabales; Fabaceae
Exons: 4
Coding region: 82-1230 (382 amino acids)
Source: RefSeq, a predicted model, not a curated record